AUGGCAAACCCAUUUGAAAGAGACAAGGACUUCUCCCACCAGCGAAGGCACUACAAGGAAUUUCGGUUUGACCUCACUCAAAUCCCACACGGAGAAGCAGUGACAGCAGCUGAAUUCCGGAUAUACAAAGAUCGAAGCAACAGCCGGUUUGAGAACGAAACAAUUCAGAUUAGCAUUUAUCAGAUCAUCAAGGAGUAUCCCAACAGGGAUGCAGACUUGUUUUUGUUAGACACAAGAAAGGCUCAAGCGUCUGAUGUGGGCUGGUUUGUGUUUGACAUUACUGUGACCAGCAAUCACUGGGUGAUUAAUCCACAGAACAAUCUGGGCUUGCAGCUCUGCGCGGAAACAGGAGACGGUCGAAGUAUCAAUGUUAAAUCUGCUGGCCUGGUUGGAAGGCAUGGGCCUCAGUCAAAACAGCCAUUCAUGGUUGCGUUCUUCAAGGCAAGCGAAGUGCUUUUCCGUUCUGUCCGAGCAGCCAACAAUAAAAGGAAAAACCAGAACCGCAACAAAUCCAGUAGUCAUCAGGAGUCUUCUAGGAUGCCAAGUGUUGGGGGUAAGACAAAGCUACUAGUCUCUGAUUUACUAGUCUCUUUACAGUAGUUAUGGCACUUGCUCAAAUGCGGUGGAGUCACAGCUGCUCAUUGGCUGAACUGCUGGAAACUGUUCCUGCUCUAUUUCUGUCUGUCUCCACAGCUUUGCUUAAACCUCUUUUGUUAUGACAGCCGUGAGCAUGAUCUAGCUUGUGUGAGUCAGUUCACCUGCAUGUAUCAUGGGCUCUUGACAAUGUAUUUUGGAAAAGUCUGUAUACGAGCUUGAAACUUGUCCUGUGUAGCAGGCAGCUGGAUGAGAUCCUUGCUGCACGUGAAAAUGAGGCAGAGAGCGGGCUGUCCCCCAACUACUUCGCCAGAACAGAAGUAGUAGUUCUUCAUUAGAGUCCAGAAUAAAUUAUGUUCCAAUUCUUUCCUGAAAUGCUCUUUUCAUCUAGAUAGUAAAGUCACUUUUUAAAUAUUCUAUCUUUUGACCAAAUAACUCCGCUUUUCAGGGACAGGAUGUGAAAAUGUGUCUUUGUAGAAGUGUGGCAGAUCUAGUACCAG
Messenger RNA from Meleagris gallopavo (turkey), 1094 nucleotides. NCBI's taxonomy places the organism in Eukaryota, Metazoa, Chordata, Aves, Galliformes, Phasianidae. The record is from RefSeq and is a predicted model, not a curated record.